CCCGCCCUUCUCUUGGACAUGUCAUAUUAAGUGUAGGCAAAAACCUAACGCCUGGUCACAUUUGAGUCUAUAAAUCACAAAAUCGACUGUUCAUCGAGGUCUUUCAAAAUCUUUUUCUGGUAAGGUGCCAAAGAGCCCCCAGUCCCGUUAUGUCGAAGGGCUGACUUGUAUUUUGGACUCUCAAAUCUAAACCUGCAUGUCUUGGACUACCACACACCUACGCACUCAGAAGUCAGAGAUGGACACUUGGGCUUUUUUAACCAUUCUGUUUGCUGUUACACAUUAUGUUUCAGGACAGAGUGCCAUAAGGUGGUGCACUAUUUCCCCUGCGGAGGAGUCCAAAUGUAAAGCCAUGUCUCAGGCCUUUACAAAUGCCACAAUUCGACCAACACUACGCUGUGUUCUGGCCUCAUCUAAAGCCGAAUGCACUCAAAAACUCACCAAAAAUGAAGUUGAUGCUUUUUCAGCCAAUGUUAAAGACAUAUAUAACAUUGCCAAGCAAGCUAGCUUCAAAAUCGCAGCUGGGGAGUCUGCAGAAGAUGGUAAGGGAAUAAACUACUAUGCUGUUGCUGUGGUUAAAAAGGCAAAUUCAGCCGUCAACAUCAACAAUCUAAAAGGAAAGAAGUCUUGUCACACUGGCAAGCACCACACGGUUGGCUGGACCAUCCCUGUUGGGUAUUUGAUUGACAGUGGAAGGAUGUCUGCAAUGGGGUGUGACAUCGCUCAAGGGGUUGCUGACUUCUUUAACGCCAGCUGUGUCCCGGGGGCUAAAGACGAUCCUGCGUCUCUGUGUCAGCUGUGUGCAGAAGGAAAUUUGAAGUGUGAUGAAAACACCAAUGAGAAAUACUACUCAUAUGAUGGAGCAUUUAGGUGCAUGGUUGAGGGUGCAGGGGAUGUUGCCUUUGUGAAGCACACCACUGUAGGCGAGAACACUGAUGGUAAGGGAGACUCAUGGACUGAAGGCCUGCACUUAGAUGACUAUCAGCUCCUGUGUCGGGAUGGCACCCGCAGUCCUGUCAAUGAUUUCGAGAGAUGCCAUCUGGCUCGUGUGCCAUCAAGAGGCAUUGUUGUCCACAAUGACAUCAGCAGUUCAGUGGUGUACAACAUGUUGCGUGAGGGACUGCAAAAGUCUGGGUUCUCCCUGUUCUCCUCAGCAUUCUUUGGUGGGACCGACCUGUUGUUCAGUGAUGCUUCAACAACAUUUAUCUCAUCAGGAAAUGAAAUCUAUAUUGAGUGGAUGGGCCGAAAAUACUAUAACAUAUUACGAGCUAUGGACUGCUCAGAGUCUGAUGUUCCUUCUCAUCUUACCUGGUGUGUCAUGUCUAAUGGGGAGCAGCAAAAAUGUGCAGACAUGGCUGUGGCAUUCAAAAGCAAAAAAUUAAUUCCUGAAAUUAAGUGUCACUAUGGUAAAUCUGUGGAGGAUUGUAUGCAGAAAAUUCAGAACAAGGAAGCUGAUGCCAUCACUCUUGAUGGAGGCUACGUCUACACAGCAGGGAAGAGUUUUGGGCUGAUACCUGCUGUUGGAGAGAGCUAUACAGGAGGCACUGAUGGCAGCAUUUAUUAUGCUGUAGCUGUGCUGAGGAAAAGCAACAGAGACAUCCAGAGACUCAGUGACCUCAAGGGUAAGCGCUCUUGUCACACAGGUUAUGGCAGGACAGCAGGCUGGAACAUUCCCAUGGGUGUGCUCACAGAAAAAGACAUCAUCAGACCACAGAAAUGUCAAUUGGCCCAAGCUGCUGGGGAGUUCUUUAAUUCAGCCUGUGUUCCUGGAGCCAAUCAGGAUGGUAUCCCCAGUAACCUGUGUGAGCAGUGCAUCGGAGACUCCAGUGGUCAAAACAAGUGUGACAAGGGCAAGGAUCUGUAUGACGGUUACAAUGGAGCGUUUAGGUGCCUCGUUGCAGGUCAUGGUGAUGUGGCCUUUGUCAAACAUUCCACUGUUUUCCAGAACACAGAUGGAAACAAUACAGAGCCUUGGGCGUUACGCUUGGAAUCCCGUGAAUUUCAGCUGCUUUGCUCUCAGGAAUCUCGUGCUGAAGUCACUCAGUAUAGUAAGUGCAACCUGGCCCGUGUCCCCUCCCACGCUGUUAUGGUUCGACCCGAUAUCAAUCACCACCUUGUCUUUGGUCUUUUGGAUAAAGCUCAGAAAUUCUUUGGAGUUAAUACUGUCUCAGGAUUCAAGUUGUUUGACUCCAAAGCAUAUGAGGGAUCAGACCUGAUUUUCAAAGACUCAACCAUCUCUUUGAUUGGUGUGGGUGAGAAGAAGACUUACGAAGAGUGGCUUGGGCAAAGCUACCUGGAUGCGGUGAUAGCGAUGGAGUGCUCAGCAUCUUCAAAAGUAUUUUCUUCAACUUCACUAUUGCUGAUGAUCUUUGCGAGCUCCCUGGUGUCUCUGUUGGCUUUGUAGCAGGUCUGCCAGCCAUAAAUGUGGCCCUCUGUGAUGUCAUCUUUUCCUGACUCUGCCCAUUAUACCAUUCCAAAAUCUUCAGCAUUUCUGUUACUUAAGUUAAAAUCAAGCUGCAAAUCAAAAUCUACAAUAUGCUUGUACUAUCUUCAAUUCUUGAAAUGCACUAAGCAACAAGUGGGCUAAGUUCUUUUUUUUUAACAAGAAUCAUAAAGACUGGUUAUUUGUUAGACCAUCUGUAUUAUUUCAACAUCUGUCUGAUUGCUGUGGGCAAUAGCCAUAUCAGUGCAUAUGCUCUGCCUGUUACAUAUUUAUUGCACAAUGUUUAUUGCAACUUUUAAAGGCUACAUUUCAUAAUUUUAUGAGCUACUUGAAGGCACAGGCCAUAUCAGUGAAUAUGCUGUGUCUAGCACUUUUCUCUUUGGCAUUUGCCAUGUCAUAGCAUACAGUAUGCACAUAAGUCAUACUUCUGAGUGAAUUGGAUUUAAUUGAUUGUUUUCCUCUUGUAUUCUCCCCAGACUGAAAGCAGAAGGAAAUAUAAUUUGUUUAUAAAGUUGAUUACUGUUAAUUUCUUUAUUACUAGUAGUAUUUCCUUUGCUUUUGUAUCCAUAAAAAUGAACUGCUUAUUUUGCUCAUACUUUUAAAAUCUAAAAUAACUGUUCCCCAAUCUGCUAAACAGUCACUGAGAUGAAACAAGACCAUGAAUUGUGAUACACUCAGCAAAGCAUUGCUUUCAUACCUGGGGGAUUAUACUGUACAUCUUUCCAUUGCCUGCACAGUUUGUUCUGUUGCAACAUUGUCUAUUACAAACCCUUUGUUUCUGCAUUCAGUUAGUAUUGUUGCUAUUAAUCACAUUGACUAAACAGUGUUCUCAAUGUCAUACCAGGGUCUUAACAAGGUCCUUUUGUCCAAAACCCAGUGGAGUUCAAUGGUGUUCCAGCAGAUUAAUUAUACCUUUUAUAAUUUCUCACCGGACUACAGCUAUAGAUUAUAGAUUUUUCCUUCAGCUUGCUUUGUUUUCACUGCAGUGCACACUUUGUUUCUUUAUAAUUGUAUGUGUUUAUGAGAUAUUUAUUUUUAUAUGUCAUUCAGAUACCAUAUAUGUGUAUAUGUGCUGACACAUUAAUGUCCUUUAUUAAUGCUUGCUUUUGUCUAUUUGUUGCAAUUUCUUCAAAACAAUCAUGGAAAUGUAACUAAUAGUUGGCAGGCCAGUGUGUCUGCUCAAGUAUUACCAUAUACUGUCUAUGGACUUCUAUUAUUUUAAA
Messenger RNA from Xyrauchen texanus (razorback sucker), 3666 nucleotides. Its product is annotated as melanotransferrin-like. The transcript is spliced from 16 exons. The record is from RefSeq and is a predicted model, not a curated record. Gene Ontology annotation, biological process: iron ion transport. Bases 197 to 2404 code for a protein of 735 amino acids. NCBI's taxonomy places the organism in Eukaryota, Metazoa, Chordata, Actinopteri, Cypriniformes, Catostomidae. Gene Ontology annotation, cellular component: recycling endosome; plasma membrane; extracellular region.